AUGGCCAGUCCUCGACUACUUCCUCGACAAGAAGGGCCUCCGCAAGUACCCGGUAUGAACUUUGCCUGUGGUAUCACAAAUCUAGGCUUUGUCUGGGAGGCGUUCUGUGGACAGCGAACUUGGAGACUCCAUCAAAUGCUCCAGACACAGCCCAUCAUCAGGCUCGGUCCACGUUCACUCUGCUUCGGCGAUGCCAGCACCGUCAAAGAUAUCUACGGCCAUUCGACAUUGUGCAGGAAAGACGAUCUGUACAGAGUUACACAGGGAGCAGCACCGCACAUAUUGGAUGUGGUGGAGAGGGACGAGCACUCCAGAAAGAGAUGGCUUGUUGCAAACGCCUACGCCAGCCGGAAUGUGGAGACAUGGGAAUACAAAGUCGCAGACAAGGUUUUCAGGCUCAUCACACGCUUCGACGAGCUCUGCGACAGCCGGGAGACAGUGGAUUUCCGCAAGUGGACCAACCUCUUCACCGUUGAAGCCAUCGCAGACAUCGGACCCGGUCACAAGUUCGGCUUUCUCGAGAGCGGCAACGACCUGGUGACAGUCCGGCAAUCAGACGGGUCCAUCUGCGAGUACAGCUUCAUACAGAGCCUCCACGGAAGCAAUGCUGCAUCGUCCAAGGUGGCAUGGGAAACCGAAUGGUUUUCGCCCCUUGUUAAGCUCUGCAAAACCUUCAUCCCGUCAUUUCGAACGCAGGCACAAGGCGGAGAGAAGUUUGGUCGGAUCGUGAAGUUUCUGCUUCAGAAACGACUAGCACGAGGCGCGCUGGAUGGAGCACAUCGAAAUGUGGACGCUUCCGAGCUCGAGGCCGAGACCACAUUGAUGAUGAACGCUGGAAGCGACACCACUGCCAUUCAGUUAACCAACGUCAUGUAUCAACUGUUGAAGAACCCAUCGAAGCUCGCAACAUUGCGCAAAGAGCUGGACGCCGCCUUGAAAGAUCAGGGCCAGGAUCAGGAUCAGCCCGUCGUUGUACCAUACGCAGAGGUGAAAGCACUACCCUACCUUCAAGCUUGCCUUGACGAAGCCCUGCGGAUCACGCCUCCCGUCGCAUUCGGUCUACCACGUCGAACACCGCCGCAAGGCGCCAUGAUCGGAGGUACAUGGGUUCCGGGAGACGUCACGGUGUGCAUUCCAGCUUACACUGCCCACCGUGACGAAAAGUGGUUCCCCGACCCAGAGGCUUACCAGCCAGAACGUUGGUUGAAGGAAGAUUCGGCCAAGCUGCAGUCUCAGUUUAUCGCAUUUUCGGCUGGUGCACGUGGAUGCCUGGGGAGGAAUAUCUCCUACCUGGAGCAGACGGUCUUGUUCGCUUCGCUUUUGCGCCGAUACAACUUCUCGUUGGUCGAUGAAGGUUGGUCUCCCGAGAGAAGGGAAGAUUUUAAUCUCUUGUCUGGGACUAUGCCUGUGAGGAUCAAACGACGGACUUAG
Molecule: messenger RNA, 1431 nt
Organism: Exophiala xenobiotica
Lineage: Eukaryota; Fungi; Ascomycota; Eurotiomycetes; Chaetothyriales; Herpotrichiellaceae
Exons: 3
Coding region: 1-1431 (476 amino acids)
Molecular function (GO): oxidoreductase activity, acting on paired donors, with incorporation or reduction of molecular oxygen; heme binding; monooxygenase activity
Source: RefSeq, a predicted model, not a curated record